AUGGGCCCCCCCCCCCCCAUAUUGACCUGCAGUGACCUGCGGGGCAAUGCGUUGGUGUGUGACUGUAAGCUGAAGUGGUUGGUGGAGUGGCUGGAGCGGACCAACACGUCGGUGCCCACCGUGCAAUGCAGCGGCCCCGCAGCGUUCGAGGGGCAGGAGCUGCGGGAACUGCCCAUAGGGGACUUCCAGUGCGUCACCACGGACUUUGCAGUGCACCAGGUUCUCCCGUUCCAGGCGGUCUCAGCGGAGCCGUUCACGUACCGCAGUGACCUGUAUGUGGCGCUGGCUCAGCCCGGUGCCGGCAGCUGCGCGGUGCUCAAAUGGGAUUACGUGGAGCGACGCCUGCGGGACUUCCACCGCAUCCCCGCCCCCUCUGCAGUUCACUGCAAGCCCCUUGUGACGGGCUCUGAGCUGUUCCUGGUGGUGGCUCAGCUCUUUGGCGGUUCCUCCAUCCAACGCUGGGACGCGGCGUCCGAUCGCUUCGUCAAACUUCAAGACCUGGACCCUCAACGCACCCGCAAACCCAACGACGUGGAAACCUUCCGCAUCGACGGCCAGUGGUUCUUCGUCAUCGCCGACAGCUCCAAGGCCGGUUCCACCAGCCUCUAUCAGCUCGAUACCAAUGGUUUCUAUUGGCAGCAGGCUCUACACGCCUGGCACCGCGACACGGACGUGGAGUUCGUGGAGCUGGACGGCAAAUCGCGGCUCAUCGUGUCCAGCAGCUCCCAGCCCCCCGUGUUAUAUCAAUGGCAACGGGCCCAGCGGCGCUUCAGCCGGCAGGGAGACGUGGGUCGGACGUCGGACGUGCAGCAGGUGAAGCAUUUUAAGGCGGAUAAGGAGAAUUUCUUGUGUCUCGGCCGCUACAUCGGGGACUCCUUAGUGCUGCGCUGGGAAGGGCAGCGCUUCGUGGAGCUGCAGGCGCUGCCGUCCAGGGGCUCCAUGGUGCUGCAGCCUUUUGCAGUGGGGCAGCGGGUUUAUAUGGCGCUGGGCAGCGAUUUCUCCUUCAGCCACGUUUAUUUAUGGGACGGGGAGAGGAAAAGGUUCGUCAAGUUCCAGGAGCUGGCGGUGCAGGCGCCCAGGGCUUUUCAAUACGUCCCUGCGGCCGAUGUGCAGCUGCUGCUGGCGCCCAGCUUCAAAGCCAACAGCGUCGUGUACCGACACGUCGUGGUGGACCUCAGCCUCUAGAGCCCCCCCGGGACCCCCCUGUACCCCCCCCCAACCCUGCACCACCCCCCCCAUUUUGGAACUGGCCUCGAUUUCCCGUCCCUGCUUUCCCUUUUCAGACUGAGCUGACCCAAACCUUCACCCCCCCCAUGGUACCAUAGUGACCCCACUGCCCAUCUAUGGGGGGCUCUGGGGCUGGGGUUGUCAUGGGGCUGACCCAAACCUUCCUCCCCCUGACCCAUAGAGACCCCACUGCCCAUCUAUGGGGGGUUGUGGGGCUGGGGUUGUAAUGGAGCUGACCCAAAUCUUCACCCCCCCUUACCCAUAGAGACCCCACUGCCCAUCUAUGGGGGGCUCUGGGGCUGGGGUUGUGGGGUGUGGGGUUCUAUGAGGGGGUUGGGGUAUCACAGUGGGUCAGUGGGAUGCUCUGAGGUCAGUGGGGGGCUCCAAUGUUAAUGGAGUGGGGGCUCCAGGGUCUGUGGGAUGUCCUCAGCCUGUAGAUUCCCCCCUGCACCCCCCCUGUACCCUCCCAACCCGGCACCCCCACCCCCCCCAUCAAAGAACCGGCCUCGGUUUCCCGUCCCUGCUUUCCCUUUUCAGACUGAGCUGACCCAAACGUUCACCCCCCCCAUGGUACCAUAGUGACCCCACUGCCCAUCUAUGGGGGGUUGUGGGGCUGGGGUUGUAAUGGAGCUGACCCAAACCUUCCCUCCCCUGA
Coturnix japonica (Japanese quail) is the source of this 1882-nucleotide messenger RNA. NCBI's taxonomy places the organism in Eukaryota, Metazoa, Chordata, Aves, Galliformes, Phasianidae. The record is from RefSeq and is a predicted model, not a curated record.